Messenger RNA from Pieris rapae (cabbage white), 730 nucleotides. It is a transcript of the gene twr, whose product is annotated as signal peptidase complex catalytic subunit SEC11A. Lineage: Eukaryota; Metazoa; Arthropoda; Insecta; Lepidoptera; Pieridae. The coding region runs from base 92 to 628 and encodes 178 amino acids. The record is from RefSeq and is a predicted model, not a curated record. Gene Ontology annotation, cellular component: signal peptidase complex; membrane. The transcript has 4 exons. Gene Ontology annotation, molecular function: serine-type endopeptidase activity.
UAUCUUUCGAAAACUAAUUUUUUAUUAUUUAUAAAACAACCAAUAUCUUAAAUAAGUAAUCCAUAUUAACGCUCAUCAAUCAUACAUAAACAUGUUGGACAGUCUAUUUGACGAUGUGAAACGCAUGAAUAAACGCCAGUUUAUUUAUCAAGUACUUAGUUUUGGCAUGAUAGUUUCAUCAGCGCUAAUGAUAUGGAAAGGUCUAAUGGUUGUUACGGGCAGUGAAAGCCCAAUUGUGGUUGUGCUGUCUGGGAGCAUGGAGCCCGCUUUUCACAGAGGAGAUUUAUUGUUUCUUACUAAUUAUCCAGAAGAACCAGUGCGAGUUGGUGAAAUUGUAGUGUUCAAGGUGGAGGGGCGUGACAUUCCUAUUGUACAUAGAGUGUUAAAAUUGCACGAGAAAAAUAAUGGCACAGUUAAGUUUCUGACUAAAGGAGAUAAUAAUAGUGUAGAUGAUAGAGGGUUAUAUGCUCAGGGUCAGUUAUGGUUGACAAAAAAAGAUGUUGUUGGUAGAGCAAGAGGAUUUCUACCUUACGUUGGAAUGGUCACAAUAUAUAUGAAUGAGUAUCCUAAGUUUAAGUUUGCAGUGCUGGCUUGCCUAGCAGUGUAUGUUCUUGUGCACAGAGAGUGACAACAUUUAUAAAUAAGUGAGAAGUGGAAUCAGUCUGUAAAAAUGUUCUUAUUGACUGUGCGGCUGUAUUUAAUUUUUUAAUUAAACAAUGUUUUCUCUCUA